Phaethon lepturus (White-tailed tropicbird) is the source of this 942-nucleotide messenger RNA. It is a transcript of the gene PALM2, whose product is annotated as paralemmin 2. The record is from RefSeq and is a predicted model, not a curated record. The transcript has 4 exons. Gene Ontology annotation, biological process: regulation of cell shape. Gene Ontology annotation, cellular component: membrane. Lineage: Eukaryota; Metazoa; Chordata; Aves; Phaethontiformes; Phaethontidae. The annotation marks the transcript as partial.
UCUGCCAAAGAACAAAUCAUUUUGGAGAAACUAAAGGAGACUGAGAAAUCCUUCGACAACUUACAAAAGAGUUUCUCACACCAGGAUGGUGAUGCAGUAAAUUACAUUUACUCCCAGAUCCCUGAACUCCCAACCCUCUAUUCACGAACAGCAGAGCCAGUUCCUGGGCGGGACGGAGCAAGCAGAGUAGCUGCUUUGUGCACCAUGGAAAUUAAUGUGGAGAAAGACAAACAGACAGGAGAGACCAAGAUUGUCUCUGCUUCACCUGUUGGCCUAGAUGAGGCCCAUCAAAGAGGAUUCAAAGUCUAUGAUGAUGGUACCAAGGUAGUCUAUGAGGUUCACUCUGGUGGCACAGUGGUAGAGAAUGGAGUACAUAAAUUAAUCUCAAAGGACGUAGAUGAACUUAUGCAAAAAGCUGGACAAUCAAGUGUAAAAGGAGGGUAUGAAACAAUGACGGUGUCAGACAGAAAUGCAGUAGCUGAUGGAAACCUUAGCCAUAUGAAGGAGCAAAUACUCUUCAAGGAGGCAAAGCUGGAAAUGGUACACAAACCCAACAAAGGGCAUGCUGUGAACCCUCGGCCCCAAGACAAACCUUGCCGUGGCGAAGGCCCAGAGGCCAGCGCAGAUCAGCCAGUGACAAUGAUAUUUAUGGGCUACCAGAACAUCGAUGACGAAGAGGAGACGAAGAAAGUGCUGGGCUACGAUGAGACCAUCAAGGCGGAGCUGGUCCUCAUCGAUGAAGACGACGAGAAGUCAUUGCGGGAGAAGACAGUGACGGACGUCUCCACCAUGGACGGAAAUGCCGCUGAGCUGGUCUCUGGCAGGCCCCUGUCAGACACAACAGAGCCCUCCUCUCCCGAGGGGAAGGAAGAGAGCCUGCCCUUGGAAGCCGCCCCAGGUACACAAAAGAAAAAGCGCUGUCACUGCUGUAUUGUCAUGUGA